Molecule: messenger RNA, 15381 nt
Organism: Porites evermanni
Lineage: Eukaryota; Metazoa; Cnidaria; Anthozoa; Scleractinia; Poritidae
Source: the annotation of a GenBank genome assembly
AUGUGGCAAGAAGCGAGAAGACAGGAGAAAAAGUUGCGGGGAAUGAUGGUGGAUUAUCGAAAAAGGGCUGAAAGAAGGAGGGCUUUCUACGAGAAGAUGGUUGGAUUAUGUUUAAUUUUUUACUUGUUAUCGUAGAUGAAGGAUUAUGAGGCAAGGAAGGUAACAUUGUGACCUUUUCCGCGGAGGAACUGGACUCAUCGCCCAAAAAUCAAAAUGAAAUUUAGCCUAUACUUCUUAGAGUUUAUACUCAUUGAACAUUUAGUAAACACUGACUCAUUUUGUGUCAGAAGAAUUACUGAUAAACUUGCAUGGUUCUAAAUGAUAUUACGGAUACAACUGCUUUUUAUUAACUUAUUUCUUUUUGUAUCAAUAAAAUUCUCAGUUAUCAUUGCAGGGCUAUCAUUAAGAGGCUGGGGGCGGUGGUGGGGGGCAGGGAUUGCCCUUAGCUACUAUGAAUGUGGUCCCCAGCUCCUUUCACAGAAAAAUAGAACCAAAAGAAAUCCCUAGCUGUUUGAUUCCCCACCUACUUCUUGUAUUCACCUGGUAACUUAUAAUCUUACUGACAUCCCUCACAUUGUAGUGGAAUUGUGUUUGUUGUAAAAGAGUGAGUUUUCACAACCUUUCACAAGACCACUGUUCUAGUUUUGGUACUGUAUGAAUCAAUACUUACAUUAUUUUCUUUUUACUGAUAUUUUCACAGAGGCUAGAUCCAACCCAGUUUCUUAGACUCUAUGGACAAAAGUGUAAAAUCCACAUUGAUCCACAGUUAUCUGCAGCAGGGGAUGGGAAAUCUGUAAUGUGAGUGAAAAAAUAUAGACUAGAUGUAGAAAAAUUGUGAGGUUCAUAGCUCAAACCAAAAAAUUUCGUAGUCCCCCCAUGAGGAAAAUUUUUGGUUUGACACCCCCCUCUGGCCUCACCCCUCUGGAAAUUCCAGUCUAGCUUCAGACUUUUCCAUGAAAAUGUUUGCUUAUAACUUUUUCAUUAAGAUCUACCUAUUGAUAUGGAGUAAAGCAAUUACUUUUGUCUCAAUUUACCGACUUUAGACUGUGAAAGGUUUGAACCCAGGAGUCAUUUCAUAAGUAGGUUGAGUUUGAUCAUCCGGGUGAACAUAGUCCUGAAUAGUACUGUUGUUGUUGACAGUGACUAAAGUUUCCACAACCUGUGCGGUAGUCAUCUUCAGAGUCAAAGUGAGUUGUAUAACGUCAGUUGAUGGUAUUACACUCUGUUACUGUUUCUUUUUCCAGGAUGCCUUGGCAAGGUGAUGCAAACAAUAUGAUUGACAGGUAAGUUAUUAUGGGUUGGAAAGUUAAUUUUUAUAUAGGUUCAACUCCUGUUGGGAGGUACUCGUACUUUUUCGUCUGAGCCCCUUGUGUCACUGACUGAAUAAAUAUCAUUCUUAUUUACUCACGAGGCUAAAAAAUUCACCAUCUCAUCUUAAUCAUGGCGCAUAAGCGCAUAUCGACAUCCUAAUCCAAGCAGUAUGCAAAAUGUUUGUUGCAUGAACCUAGUUUAGUGACCUUAGGUCCAAUGAGCUGGUCUCUUGUAGCUUAGUGUUAGAACGUCUGGUUGACUGGUAACCUGGCCCUGGUUGUUCAAAGGCUGGAUAGCGCUAUCCACCGGAUAAAUCUCUAUCCCCUGGAUAGUGCAAUUGGUUUUCCAAAUACUUAUCCACUGGAUAGUGAUUUAUCCGGUGGAUAGCACUAUCCAUCUUUUGAACAACCCGGGCCAGAUAAAGCUCUAUCCAGUGGAUAGUACAAUUAGUUUCCCCAAUACUUAUCUGCUAGAUAGCACUAUCCAACGUUUGAACAACUGAGGCCAGAAGGUCAUAGGUUUGACUACCAGUAUUUUUUCGUAUGAGCCACCUGUGUCACUGACUGAAUAAAAUGAUUUUUUAAAAUUUAAUAUUGUCUUUAUUAUCAUCGUCAUAUCAUCUUUUAUGUGACCAUCAUUAAAAGCAACAUUGAGUUUAUGACAAAAUACCAUCAUGAAACAGCCUAAAAACAACAAGACACUGAUAUUAGUGCUAAAUGCAGGGUUGUCACUAAGAUUUCAAGUUAUCUGGUGUAUACAAUAUAAUAAUUAUAUUGUAUACACCAGAUUAUUAUUAUUAUUAUUAGGCAGGGAAUUGAAUGGCUAGAAAGUUCCAUUGGUUCUGUUUUCCUUUUGUUUCCUGUGGAAUCAUUCCAGGUUCAUGCUUAAAGCCACUAAGUGGAAAUCCUCAGCCACUAGUCCUUAAUGACAGUCUUAGAUAAAUGUGAAUACAAUAAUAUUUGAUUAUUUUCAAUUUCAGGUUUGAUGUCAGAGCGCACUUAGAUAUUAUUCCAGAGCAACCAUCAUCAAGCACAUUUGGGUAAAACACCAAAUCUCUUUUGUUUUAUUUCUUUAUUGUACUUGAAGCAUUUUCUCCAGUAGCCUUGAAAGACACAGUUAACAACUCUCUUUAAGGCAGAUGCCAAACACUUUAUGAAACUACAAUGGCAAGAGCAAAGGGAAUGCGGUUCUUAGUUUAUUUUUUUUAUCUCAUUUCAUCUCUUCUUGGGUAGCAAGGGUGGUGCAGUGGAUAGAGCACUCACCUCCCUGGCACCAGUGUGACUCAGGCUCAAAUCAGGCGUCGACGUCAAAAGUGGGUUGAGUUUGUUGUCAAUUUUCUCUGUUGCCCUGAGAGUUUUUCUGAGAGUACUCUGGUUUAAAUUUUAAUAUUCCCCUCUCCUCAAAAACCAACAUUUUCAAAUUCCAAUUUGACCAGGAAUGGUAGGCACUACCAUAAUGUUUGAAUGUGCUAGUACUUCUAAUUAAUUUAUUGUUAUUUAUUUGUUUCAUUUUUCAGACCUUUGAUGGAGACUGAUCCUGAGGAACACAGGUUGAAUUACGAGAGAUACAGAACACUGGUAAUGAUAGAUGCUAGUGGAGGUCAGUAAUUAACUUGCUUAUAUCCCUCAGUGGAGUCAGGCCAAGUGUGGUUCUGAGGAGCGUGUGAUGCAGAAAUCUUAUUUUCACACACAGCUGGGACUAUGGGUUCUAAUGUGUGGGGUUUCUAAGGUUACAUGGUAGUUCAAAUUUCAGUUUUUUUAGUUGCUGUUUGCCACUGCCUGACCUGCCCCACCCAUCUGCCUUUAGGCUAUGUACAGCUACCCCCUUCUCUGAGGGGAGGAGUGGAGGCAGCUGUACACAGGCUAACCAACCCUCCUUCAUAUUGACAUAAUGACAACGGCUGCCAAACUAUUAGAACUGAAAUUGUAGGUGUAAGCCUUAUCUCAAGGCCUAAUUCCCUGGGCAACCUGGGUAAAAGAGAGAUUAUAAAGAAAAUGGCUUGGUAAAUUAUUAUUUCCUGCAUAUGUUUAGCCUGCUUUAGCUUUAGAAGGACUAUAAACACAUUUAAUACAUUCACUAUGGCUUGGCACAUGACGUAUCGAACGCUUCCUGCCAUGGUGACCAAGCUGGUCACAGCUUGGAGUUUUUUUACACAGGCAUAGCCCUGUAACUUUUUGUUUCAAAUGAGGGGCGUACUGUUUUAAUCAUUUUAAAUUUUAAAUUCUUCUUUGUAGCUUCAGAGGAAUCUUACCUUCGGCAGUUGGAAAUAGAGGAGAUGUAUGGGGUGAAGAAAGAUGAUGACAAGAAAGAUAAAGAGAAGUAAGAAAAAAGAUCAUAAAGUACCACUAAUAAAAAUAUUGAAGUACUGCUAAUAAUUGAUAAGAGGACACUAUUUUUAUUAGUCAUGUCCCCUCCCACAGACAGGCAGUACUUACCAUUUAAACUCGUGGUCAUACAUUACCAUAUCCCAAAACAAAGGAAAAUAAAAUUUAAACCAGGUUACCAGAACUAUUAGCUUGCGCCAGGCUCUCAAUUAGUGCAGACAAGUGAAAAAAGAGUAGCAAGCAGUGAAAAACCAAGCAUAUGAAAAACAGAGGGAAGAGACAAGGAAAGAGGCUGUUAGCAUCUUUUUCAAUGUCUCAUUUUGCCCACUACUCCGCCAGAAUGUCAAAAUAUGUGGUGUUCGAGGAUUUCACAUAAUGUUUGACUCUGUGUGAGUGAAACCAAGUGACUGACGUAAAUUAUGAUGUAAACUAUCAAAAUCGACCAAUCAUAGGAAACUGGUAUACCAUGAUGAAGUAUUCAAAACAAUCCUUACGGAAACAAAAACGAUGCUACUUUUCUUGAGCCCAUUUUGGACUAUCUUGGUACAUGGAACAGGCUACAGAACUGUACAAAGGCUGUGCCAGUUUCUAAAUUUUUUUCCUCUCCUGGAGAUCAGCGUAGUAAGUUUAUCUGCAAAACAGCGCCAAAUCCUUGUUGUGGGUCCCCACCUGUGUACCAGGAUUUGAGUACACUCCAUGAUUGGCCUGUUAAAAAUGCCAUUGUUGAUUUGCCAAUUAGGGCGAAAGAAAAUUCGAAACACUCUUCUGGUAAUUCAUUGAGUUUGUUGCGGGCCCAGAACAAGGAUCUCGGUAUUUCUUCGCAGACAUUACGUACCAGGGUUAAAUUACGUCUUUGAUGCAUCAGAUCUGCGACAUCCUUCUGUGCAGGCCCUUGGUCUUCCAACUGCACCAGCUAAGUUUAAAAGUUGUCAACAACCAGUGUAAUGUGCUUUCUUUCCUGUAUUGAUUGUUAUGUUUUAGAAGUCAAGCCAAGGCAACCAUAGGUUUCUCAUAUGACAAUAGUGGAGGUGUUGGCAACUCCGACAAGGAAGAUGAUGAUGAAGACAGCGACAGCGACAGUGUUCUUAGCGACAUUGGUAAGAAGUUAUUCCUGAUCUUUGAACAUCAUUAUUUGUUUGAUUAUGGACAACAGCAUUGUUGGUGACAAGUCUUAUCCGGCGAGCUUCUUGUAUAACCGGUGGUUGCAUAUUGAUUCAUUUUUCUAUCUCUGUGUGUCAACACUAAUUUUCUGACAAAUUUCCCAUAUUUAAACACCAGCAGAAUUUACAGUCCUGUCACACAUCUGGUUCAACAGAUGUUAAGCUGGACUCUCCAGCUUCCAUUUUUGAAUUAAAAGUAAAAGGACUAUGUUACUCGGGAAUCAUUCCAAUAAGAAACUGGGCUGCCGAUUGGACUAACAAAUGAGGGUUUUGUCAUUUUAACGUUUUCUUUGUGGCAGACAAGUUUAUGAUUUGAUCUUUUUAACUAUCGACUGGUAAAAGAAUCAACGAACAUGUAGGAAACCAGUCAAACAACAAUCGCUUUAUUACACCUGUAAAGCCCCGUGCAAACGGACGCAACAUUGUCGGCCAACAACUCCCAACAUUGUUGCGUCUUCCUGCACACCCUGUUACAUGUUGUUGGGAGUUGUUGCGCAAAGUUUGAUACCGGUCAAACUUUAAGCUACGUGCAGACGGACGUAACAACUCCCAACAUUGUUAGGCCAACAACGUUGGGAGUUGUUGCGUCCGUUUGCACGCAGCUUAACUGAAAAGGACAAUUUAUUUUGCAGAUGUUACAGUGGACAUUGAUGAAAUCGAUGCAAAUCAGGUAAUGAUCUUUACGCUUUUGCCUUUUUUCUCCUUUUGCUGUAUGAACAUUGUUUAAAUUUUUGUUUUUGUUGUAUCUUCUCUGUUUUUCAAAAGCGCGAGACCCUGGAUACUCGAGGACUGCAUUAUGGAAUGGCUUCAGCUCAGUUUUGCAGGUUUGUAAUAAAAAUUCAAAAUCAUUUAAGUUUCAUUCUUCAGUUAGGAGAACACCCAGAAUUUACUAGACCACUUAAAACUGAAUUACAAAAUAUUGUUAAUACGUUUUUAUCCCGUAGAAAACUGAAAGAAGAUAAGGAAGAAAUAGAAGAGCAAAGGAGACUUCGACAAGAAGAGGAAGAACGGUCGCUUGUCACUGUAGGUAGCCAGUUCAUUCUUUAGACCACAGGCAACGACUAAUCACCGCGCACGUAACUUUUGGCAGUGCAUUUUAUAAACUCUCAUAAGCCAUACCUUUCGUUCAAAGAGCGUGCGAGAAAUUGCUCAUUUAUUGUAAAACAGCUCUUAGACUACGUGUAGCAAGAGUUACGGUUGGUAUUGAAAGUUGCUUUUCACCGUGGCAGCCAUCUGGCCUCGUAAUCUUUGAUGUUCUGUUUUCCGUGCAAGCCAGGGAAGAGAUUACUUUGAGAAAAUUCUAAACACAACACACAGUCUUGGAAAACUGAUUUUGUAACUGAAUUUGAAACAACAAUUCAAGCUUGGGCCCUGUCCACACGUAUCCGGAUAUUUUCAAAACGGAAAUUUUUUUUUCUCUGUUUUCAAAAAAUACGUGUCCCAACGUUUGCGUCCAUCCACACGUAAACGAGAAGCCGGCGUUUUUUAAAAUCUCCACUCUAGGGACCGUUCUAGAACGCCGUUCGCGCGUGGACGGGAGGCUAAAACGGAGAAAAAAAUCUAUUGUUUCAAAAACUAUCCGGAUACGUGUGGUCGUGGUCUUAUUUUGAGCGCCAUUCUAUGUUAGGGUCGACGCGCAAAACGUGAAAGACGCUCGCUGCGAGAAAAGCAACGAAGGAAAGCCCACGGCCACCAUGAUGUGGAGCAGUCGCCACCAAGGUAGAAAAUUGUAUUGUGCAUCCGUUUUUUUUUUAAGAUUUCUGUAUCGUAUUUACAUGUAGCACUUGAUAGAAUACCAUGAAACUUGAUUAUGGGACGGAGAUGUGAUAAAGGGGCGGAUCUGGGGGGAGGGUGCAGGGGGUGCGCACCCCCGCCCUCUAAGAUGACCUGCGGUUUUCUAAUACAACUGGUUUUUUGCAAGAAAAAAAAAACUAUGUGUUUUAUUGGUGUUGAAGUCGAGCAAGAGACGAGUGCAGCCCCUCCUAAAAAAAAUCCUGGAUCCGCCCCUGUGAUAGAUGUGAUCUAUAAUUUCCAUAGAACGUUAGCUUUUGUAAAGGGAAUCAGGAAAGUACACGAAGCGAAGAAAGAAGUCUUUGAAUUUUGGUGGAAUGGAACACACCAUCGUCCGGAUAAGAGCUACCGUUGUUCUGUCAACUGAGCAACGUUGCGAUUUUCGCUAUCUUUUGCCUGGUAAAAGCCGCGGUUUUUGAGUUUAACUUGUUUCUUUCGUUAGACUAGUAUUUAUGUUUGACCUUUUUGUUGUUGUAUAGCUAUGCCAGGAAAGCGAGUCCUACAUAUGAACCAUACCGAAGGUAAAGAAUUAAAACUCAUUUACACUGCUUUUUUUAUAAGAACCUUUUCUUAUAAGAACGUUCAGCCUGAAAUUUUCAAAAAUAACAAGAACAUGCUAAGAACAUACCCGAGGCCCAGAGAAGAACGAUAUAAUUUUCACUGCAAUCUAGAAAAUCUGAAUUUCAUAAUUACCUGCAUGGAAUCAGAGUGCACGUAAAAUUUUCUUCUUUCAACACAUUCCAUUGUGUACGGUUAGCCUGCGUAGCAAGCGUUUCCGUUUGGUUUCGGAGCAAAGAAAAACCGCGCGAGAAAUGGAACAAGAGCCACCCGUCCCUGCUCUUUUACUUACGCCAUUUUCGCGUGGUCUUUGACUCUCGUUCCUCGUUCUUUGCUUCGAUACCGCAAGGAAACGCUUGCUAUGCAAGCUAGUAUAUGGUCAAUAAUUCAUUUACAUUGUGCUUGUACGAUUUAUCAAUGGAAAACUAUAAUUAUUGUCUUAUCUUGUCUAUAUGUGGCUUAAAAGUUAUCAGAUUUCCGUUAUUGAAAUUUAAGAACGUCCGUAAGAACAUUUCUAGGCUUUAACUGCCCAGAAAAUAAGAACGGUCCAGCGUGUAAUAUGUUCCAAGGGAUAACAUUUCUCUUUUGCAAUCAAUAGGUCUUCGUCACGAUCAUCAUCGCGAUCACCGUCUCCCGAAAUCGCAGGAAAGGUCGAGUACAUCACAGAAUUCAGCCAUGCAGGCACUGAUGAACAGACGACCAAGAAAGCGGACGGUGAUUCACAUUCGCAUUCAACCUCCUCCCGGUCGGUUUACUUUACUUUGUUACUCGCUAGAACCAUCUGACCAGCAUUAGUUCGAUUGUAAGAGACGAAACUGGGCCCUGGGUAUACUGUUUACAUUGCUUGUACGCUUAUUCGCCUCUUUAGAAAUGUGAAGGAAACUGGAGCCGAAGUGCGUCCCGCAGUUGUUUCUGGGAUCGUUACCGGUGACGCAUCAGUCAGCUAUUGGCCAAUUUUUUUUACUCUUGUCUCCAGUAACAGUCCCAGAUGUCUUUGCGAAAGUUUACUCGGCCCUGUCCUCUUCUCGCUUCUUAAGUGGCGAAUGUGGGCCGAGGAAGACUGGGUUGGUGUUGUGUCAAAUUGCACUGUGGGACUGUUAUGCUUGACGAAAUUGAGUUAGCAUUUUUUAUCCAUCUGUCUAAAACCCCUUGGACAGCUUGUGAAGUUUACAUGACGUAGUAUUUUUUUGCGUCUGUUUCCCUUGUACUCUAGAUACUGUAUCUAGUGUGGAAAAGAGAAGAAAUACUACGUGUUGUCAACUUCAUAAGGUGUCAAGGGGUCUUAAGCCGAUGGGAUCUAAUGCUAACCGACGAAUUGAGCCCAUUUUCCUGCGCAGACCCGUAACAGCCACUGAAAAAGCGAUAGCGUCUCCAAACCAUUCCCACUAUCCAAUUCGAAAGGAGCAACCUCAAAAUUUGUAAUUAACAUAAGCUACCUCUCUGCUGUAACGAACAUCUAAGCCUUUGCUUAUUAUGGUAAUCCCUUACUGUUUAAAAAUGGCAUGGCGCUAUCGACAGGAUAAAUUUCUGUUCAAUCGUUAAGGUUAAAGAAAACUAAUAACGCUAUCUGCUGGAUAGAGAUUUAUCUUGGGGUUAGCACUAUCCAUCUUUACGUCUGGGAUUUUAAGAUUAAACCUCAGCCGACUCACUGUUUUGGUACUGUUGGAUAAAUAUUUUGCUCGUUUGUGUUCUGUUAUUGUUUUGUCGAGGGCGUAGUUUUGUAUUAAACUGAGAUAGCUACUCAGGUGUUUAAGUCAAUAAUGUUAUUUUUUUUGCCUUUUGAGGGAUUAAAAUUCACAGAAUUAAAAAAUUUUUUCUGCUGUCUUACCAUCACAAUUAAAUUUAAUAUUUGAUAAUCAUUUUACAUUACUUUUUGGGUCUACUUUUUCUCCAAUUUUUUUCCCUUAAAAAUCCCCCCCCCCCCCCCCCCCCCCCCCCCCCCCCCACCAAAAAAAACAAAUGAUAGGGGGGGUGGGGGUGGGCGGGGGGCAAAGGGGGGGGGAGGGAAAAAAGCAAAAAAAAGAAAAGACAAACAAAACAAAAAAACACCACCAACAAACAAACAAAAAAAAAAAAAAAAAAAAAACACAGAAACAAGAAAAAAAAACAAAAGAAAAACGUAGUGAUGAAAUUGUGUGUUAUUGUUUUUUUUUUCCUUUUUUGGGAUAAAAAUAAACAGAAUCAAAAAAUGUUUUAUUACGGCUUAACCUCUCAAAUAACUAUAAUAAUUGAUAAGCAUUUAUAAUUACUUUUUGUGUCCACUUUUUCCCCAAUAUUUUUCCCUUAAAAAACCCCCCCCCCCCCCACCCCGCCAGAAAAGGCACAAAGUGAUAACAGUUGCGGUUUGGGGGUGCUGCUGACAACAUGAUCAAGAGGGGACGAAAUUACUAAACACUAACAGGUCACUGAGCAACCUAUACCAUUCAGCACCAAGCAUAAUGGAUAAACAAAAUAGUGUCUGUAACGCCGAGAAACACCGAGAAUUGUAAAAUAGCUUUUGUCAGUUAGGAUUUGGUGUUUUCUGUUUUAGCUGAUUUUGUUCUUUUCUUCUUCCUUCACCUUUACCUGUGAUGAACAACUCAACUUUACCGUACGAUGAUCAUCUCGUCUUGCCGUUUGUUGCCCGUCUGACUUUGUUUUCUGAUGACGAUCUCUUGGUUCUACAAUGAUUGCUCUUCAAACACAAACCCUGGUAUGUAAAAAUUACGUCCAUUUGUGAUUUGCUGCUUCUAUUUUGACUUUUUGUGUAUCACUAAACGUGAUGUAACCUUGUUGUACAAAUCAUCAAUAGUACUACUUCAGAACGGAAGAAGUCGAAGGAGCGUGACAGGUCCCAGUCACACAAGAAACGGAGGAGUAGAACACGUUCAAGGUCACGGGACCGCGAACGACGACGUUAUCAUGGGAGAUCACGUGAUAGAUCCCGCGAGAAAAGUAGGUCACGAGAUAGAAGCCGGUCACGCGAUAGGAGCCGGUCACGUGACAGAAGUCGAUCACGCAACAGAAGCAACUCGCGUGAUAGAGAUCGUCACGGUGGUCGUGGGCGUGACAGGCAUAAGUAUCACAGUCGAAGCAGAAGCCGAAGCCGGAGCCGAAGCCGUGACCGUGAUCGUGAUCGUGAUCGUGAUCGACGGGAGCGUGACAAUGGGCGUGACAAUAUCAGCAAGGAGAAAAAAGCGUUACCCACCAAGACCCUUGGGUAAGCCACUUAAUUCUGCGAAAUCUCUCUUUGUCUUGUCGACUAUCAACGUCUUUGAAAUUGCGCUAAAAUGUUCUCUCCUCAAGUGUAAAACUAAUGUAGAGGGAAAUAUUUUAAAAUCCUCUUGUAAGGCACAAAUAUUUGGCUAGUUUCAGCAGCCUUAAGCCCUGACUUUACUUGUAUUUGUCAAACGUAGGUUGUUGAAAAACAAAGCAACGCCUUCGUCAGGCAGCAAAGAAAAGGUGCGUAAUUGUUAAUGAAGUUGAUUGCAGGACAUGGCGUAUUUUAUGUGGCCAAACCCAACGAACGAAAGAACCAAUUACAACUUGAAACGCCGGGUCUACCUGGCUGAAUUUGAAAUCAACGCCGCCGCGAAAGGUUAUGCGAUAAACUAGGUUAGCUUAACGUCUUUUUAAACGUUUAAAACUGAUUUUGCGAAAUGUCGAAAUAAUUUUCCUUAGUUAUGAUAGGUCGAUCUUAUUGUGGUACUGUGUCUUUUGAUGUUGUUUAACGUUUUACUAUGCAGCUUACAUUGCAUUUGCAUUGCAUAAUGGAAUGCUCUUGCAUUCACACUGCACGUUGCCUAUUGUCUGGUACAUUGCAUUGCAUGCUGUAUUACAACCUGUUUUUGUGUUGCAACGUUGACCUUUAUUCGCAGAUGACCGCUCAGGAGAAGAUGAAGAAACGAAUGCAGAUGAUGCUCAACAAACAGUGUAAGGCCUUAUAGUUAUUACUGACAUCGUAGUUUUUCGGUUUUUCAAACUAACUGCUGCAAGAUGAUUUUGAAGAUUGCCUCUUUCAUUUGUUUGUUUGUUUGUUUGUUCUUUCUGAUUUCAGUGAAAACAGACAGAAAGGAGGACAGAAGAAAACGAGAAGUAAAAGAACAAGAAAGAAGGGUAAGAAUCGUUAUUUUCCUUUAAGAGAGAUAUGAUUAGUGAUAUUUGGCGUAUCAUCACCAGGGCCUCUCGUCUUCUAGAAAACGCUAAGAAUGAAAGACCCUGGAAACAAGAUUGACGGAGAAGGUGUUGAGGGAAGGUGUUGUAAGAGGAAACUGUUGAUUCUGAUAAGUUACUAUUCGCCUUUUUGGAAACGAGAGGGGAACUGGGGCCGAAAUACGUCUCGCAAUUGUUUCUGGGAUGGUUACUGGGAACGCGCCGGUCAGCUAUUGGCCAAUUUUCUUCUUGUCUCUAGUAUUAAUCCCAGAAGUCUUCGCGAAGGUUAACUCGACCCAGUUUCCGUCUUGUUUCUUUAGUGGUGAAUUUUAACUGUGGUGCAUGCUAUAUUCUGUGCUCGUUUGGUAAAAAUUGCUGAAGUUUUUUGCUGCUUUUAAACUUACAGGAACGAGAGGAUGACUUACGUGAGAUGCAGCGAAAAUGGCGCGAACGGUAAGGCGAACGCAAACGGAUUCGAUUCUUCUUGAACGCUGUAAUUGAGAACAUUUUGGCAAGUGUUUGUCACUUUGUUCAUUUCCCGAAGUUACCUCGUUACUUAAAAAGAGUCACUCUCACUGUUAUCUUUUGCAGAGAUAGAGACAGGAGAAGUAGAUCUUUAUCUCCACGAGGUAAAUAAAACGUUGAUUGUAAUGCACAGCAUGACCGUCACGUUCUAUACUUGGCUUGGUGCUUGAAUCCACAGACACCGACCUAGAUACCCUUACUCAGUGAAAUACCAAUAUCUAUAUUUAGGUCGAUGGGAUUCUCAAGAAGUAAUUAUUCCAGUCUUAUAGAAGACGUACCUGAAUUUUUUUCCACAAAAAAUCAGAACCGUCAUUGACUGAAAAAAUUCCAAUUGACCAAUGAUAUGCGUUUCUUUUCUUUUAUCUUUUACGAUGGCUUUUGGUAGACAAGCUUAACUAGCGAGCAAAUACGACCAGAAUCCUUUUUGCGAAUGACCAUAUUAUGACGACUUCAACGUAGACCUUAUCAAAACCGACGACUAAGGACUUCAAAGUAGAUGUAACUUGUUUAAUAAAUUUUUGCUUUUUUAGCGAAUAAUGACGCCGGACAGGGUAUCACUUUAAACUUGAAAUUAUGUUCUCUACAUAAAAUUGUUAUUACGUCUAGUUUUUCUUUCUUUUCCACUUCACCCUCUGCCUCGAUUAGCUUAAGUUAACUACGGAUUGCGUGAAAUAUUUCCUUUUUCCUUUUCACUCUGCUUUUAUUUCUUGUAAUCUGUUUGUUUUGCGAUAAAGUUGAUCAAAAGUAGGUUGAGUUUGAUCGUCCGGGUGAACGUAGUCCUAAAUAGGACUGUUGUUGUUGACAGUGACUGACGUUUCGACAACCUGUGCGGUAGUCAUCUUCAGAGUCAAAGUGAGUUGUAUCACGACUACAGCACAGGUUGUCGAAACGUCAGUCACUGUCAACAACAGCAGUCCUAUUCAGGACUACGUUCACCCGGACGAUCAAACUCAACCUACUUUUGAAAUGACUCCUGGGUUCAAACCUUUCACAAUAAAGUUGAUGUUGUUGUUGUUGUAACGUUUGUGCCUGCGGUUCUUAGUAAUAAAAUCGACCUCAAAGUGUCAAGGAUCAUGUACUUUUGUGGACUAUUUGUGUUAUAUCUCGAAGCUUUUACUUGAAAAAUUUAGCACCACUGUAAGAAGAAUCUGCCCGAAAAUGACAGCUCAUAAAGGCAACUGCUUUCUUUUGUUUGCAGGACAUCGAAGAAGUGUAUCUAGAUCGCCCCCUAGGAGGUAUGAAACCUUUUUAACCGGCUUAUAUCAGCCAGAAACGGCGAGCUGUUUGUUUGGUUGAAAAUCCUCAAAUUUCACGGACUUGAGCGGUGAAAGUCGAGCCAAAGUCAGAUAUUACUCUGUCCAAUUACAAUUCGACUAGACGAACAAAGGAACCAAUCACAGCUUGAAGCCAGUACAUGUAGCUGAUACCAUAUGCCAAUGCGCGGGAAAACCCGUCGGUGUUGGGUUCUACACUUCUAUUUCUGAUUGGUUAAGAAAGUGGCGUGAGUGUUUUCAGCCAACUUGUUUUCAGCCAACUUGUUGUAUUGUAUCUUGUUGUGUUGUUUCACGUGUGACUUACCAUGCAGUUUCUCCCUCCAUCUUCUUUUUGCAGAAGACACAGAAGUAGGUCGCGAUCAACUUCUCCAACGGAUUCUCAAAAAAGUAGGUCUGCCCCCCCCCCCCAGAAAUAAGCCCCCUCUAGUUUGUACUGAAAUACUUGAUUUAUUAUGAAGUUUUGAAGCUUAAUAGAAAACCAAUACUGAAUACAAAGGAUAUUUUAAAGAGCACUACUAUAUCUUGUUUUGAAGCUCUUAUAUCCCCCCUGGGAUAUAAGCUCCUCCUUUUAUAAGCCCUCGUAAAACCCCUGAUGAGCGGCAGUUUACGGUAUGUCAGUAAACUCGGAUAAAACCACUGAGUGAUAGAUGUGAACUUUUGCGGCUGAAAAGAUGUGACCAAUCGAAGUUGUUUAAAAAAGUCCAUUUCCAUUCGCAGGUCUUAAUUUCAACCGUUUCAGUUGUUAAUGUAGCAGAAGGCCUCUAAGAAAGCCGCCACGGUACACAGACUUAACUUGGUUUCGCAUCCUCGCUCGCAAAGUCAGUUACAAAAACGCUGUCAAAUACCGCAAGGCUAAUCGUUUCUUCUAUAUAGGGUGCUCAAUAGCAAAACAAUGUAACACAAUACACGCCUCCUAUAAGUCACACUCGCGUAACGCUAGCAUCUGACAUGUCAUGACUACUAUAAUAACUUAACCACAAGCAACACAUUUAUCGCUCACUGAUAUUUUGUUGCUCUCUUUUCCUAGUUCCCAUUGUAGAUAUCGACGCGCAUGCGCUGGGUGAGGACGUGGUAGAGUAUGUCUAUCCAGUCAAAGAGAAUAAAUGAUGAUGUCCAACAGUCUGCUAACUAACGUCGUUCACCUAGCUGAGUGAAGAAGGAGCCUUAACAGAUCUUUAGGAGCCUCGAUGCAAGACUUUUAAUUAGGAGCUUCAUUUCUCGAUCCGUAUUAGGAAAUUUAUAGUAACGCAUACAGUGCCUCGCACAUUGCCUCAUACACGCGUGUACUAAUUUUGUGCACGUACUCAGAUCCCCCGGAAAUCCAAGUACGAGACGAAUGUUGUACGACAUUGUUGUACAGCUGUAGGUGUUCGAGUGAUUUUCUUUUAAGCAGCCAAAGUAAUCAAUCUCGCAGUGGUUUGCUUUAGCAUUCUUGCCUUUUAUCCUCUGCGAAAAGUUGCUUAGUACUCCGUGUACCAUUCUUGAUCCGGAAAUUUUUUCGCAAGCCUUAGGAUUCGAGAGGACUUUCAAAAACAACCGAAACACAAAUAAGAGACAAACGUGACUUACACACACGCGUUUGGAGAUUUACUUGGGUUUUUUGAUUGAUUGGUCUUGUUCUGAUUGGAUAAAGUAUAUUUUGCGAAACUCAUUCUAAACCUUUCUAUGCUGCGUGGUCAGUUUAUUGCAGCCGUCUUUCUUCGGUUGUUGGUCGCCCCAGUUCAUUCUCAUCUGCAUGCAUACUGAGCGCUACGCAAGAAUCCGAUUACCACUUUGCCCACGUGGCUAACACCAUUUCUUCUUUAGCGGCACGUGUUCAACUCUGCUAUAAAUCCUUAACCCUUUAGCAGUAGUCACGUGAAGAAAAAGAAAGGAACAAGACAAAAUAAAAGAAAAAUUGACCGCUCAAAGAAUGUUCUUGCGCGCUCGAAUUUCCCGUCUUCCUGUCGUUUUGGAACGGCUUGAACUCAGGCUUGGCUAGACCCGCAGAAAGAUCUUCCUUCUCUAUCUCCAUGGUUACCCUCUGUACUUGGUUAGGUAUUCAAGUAGUUAAAAAGCCAGUUUAUUAGACGAUUUUGAUCGUUGUUUUUCCUUUAGAUAAUAAGAUCUAUUCGGAUAAUCGGAGGGUGUAAAUAAAUUGGCGGACAGAUCGUGCCGUUUUCACCCCAAGAUUUAUUUUCUGAUACAUGUCAAAUGAAACUGUCUGUGGUUACACUUUUAGAGCGGCGGUUUCUUUUUAAUCAGGAAUUAAUUUUAGAGAAUAUUGUCUAUGUCUAGACCUGUACGCCGCUUAACCAGACUGAGAAU